Molecule: messenger RNA, 1416 nt
Organism: Xylaria bambusicola
Lineage: Eukaryota; Fungi; Ascomycota; Sordariomycetes; Xylariales; Xylariaceae
Product: putative amino acid transporter
Exons: 6
Coding region: 1-1416 (471 amino acids)
Biological process (GO): amino acid transmembrane transport
Cellular component (GO): vacuolar membrane
Molecular function (GO): amino acid transmembrane transporter activity
Source: RefSeq, a predicted model, not a curated record
AUGCAUUCAGAAAAAGUAACAAAGUCGAACGAGCUGACGCCUGCUCAACGUGCUUCGAUGGAGGGGGAGCCGAAGGUCGGUGAUAUCGAAGCGGAAGUCACCCAUGACGCAGUGUUUGGCGAAAUCACCGAGGAUGGGCCAAACUACAGGAAUGUUGGUUGGGUGGGCACAGCUGUCCUGAUGAUGAAGACACAGAUUGGACUUGGUGUCCUUUCUAUCCCCGAAGCCUUUAACGUCUUGGGUCUCAUUCCCGGGAUUAUUAUUCUACUCAGCAUCGCGUGCAUUACAACUUGGUCGAAUUACAUGGUCGGUGUCUUCAAACUUCUCCAUCCCGAAGUUUAUAGUCUCGACGACGUUGGUCGAAUGCUGUUUGGACGGGUUGGACUUUGGUGCUUCGGUGCCGCAUAUACUCUCUACUGGAUUUUUGUUGCCGGCUCGGGCAUGUUAGGUCUAUCGAUCGCUUUGAACGCCGUUUCUUUACAUGGCACAUGCACUGCCGUUUUCGUUGCUGUUGCUGCUAUUGCAGGGUUUGGCUUGUCCAGUAUACAGACGCUCGGUCGUAUUACCUGGCUGGCUUGGGUUGGUCUUUCUACUAUCCUUACUGCCAUUUUUACUGUUACGAUUGCUGUUGGCGUUCAAGACCGCCCAGCAGACGCGCCACAAGACGGUCCUUGGGCCUCUGACUACAAACUUUUUGGCAACCCCUCGUUCGAAGAAGCUAUAUCGGCUGUAUCUUCGCUCGUUUUUGCAUUUGCCGGAACCACCGCGUUCUUUGCCAUUGUGUCCGAGAUGCGUGAUCCGAAGAUGUAUACACGGUCCCUGCUCAUCUGCCAAUCCACUGUAACCGCUACCUACAUAAUUAUUGGCACCGUUGUGUACUAUUUCUGCGGCUCGUAUGUUGCAUCACCGGCUCUUGGUUCCGCCGGCCCGCUGGUCAAGAGAAUUGCGUACGGUUUAGCGCUGCCAGGACUGCUGGUCACAACUACGCUUGUCAUUCAUUUACCCGCCAAAUUUAUCUUUGUCCGCAUGUGGACUGGCAGUCGACAUCUAGUUGAAAAUACACCCACCCAUUGGAUCUCAUGGAUAGGGUGCACCUUAGGUACCACAGUCAUUGCCUACGUAAUCGCGAGUGCCAUUCCUGUCUUUGGAGGACUUAUAUCGCUUAUCGGUGCCCUUCUCGGUACCUUCAUGUCAUUCCAGCCCAUGGGGUGCAUGUGGUUGUACGACAACUGGUGUAAAAAGGAGCGAAACUUGCAUUGGCAUUGGAUGGUUUUCUUUAGUGUCUUCGUUAUUGUAUCGGGAACAUUCCUUACGAUUGCCGGCACUUACGGAUCCAUUGUUGGUAUCAUCAACUCGUACAACGAGUCAGGAGGUUCAGCGGCAUGGUCAUGCGCUGACAACUCUAACUCUGUAUGA